Molecule: messenger RNA, 7392 nt
Organism: Pararge aegeria (speckled wood butterfly)
Lineage: Eukaryota; Metazoa; Arthropoda; Insecta; Lepidoptera; Nymphalidae
Gene: Prp8
Product: pre-mRNA-processing-splicing factor 8
Exons: 35
Coding region: 143-7237 (2364 amino acids)
Biological process (GO): spliceosomal tri-snRNP complex assembly; mRNA splicing, via spliceosome
Cellular component (GO): catalytic step 2 spliceosome; U5 snRNP
Molecular function (GO): metallopeptidase activity; protein binding; U6 snRNA binding
Source: RefSeq, a predicted model, not a curated record
AAAAUGCAAAUGGCUGCCGUAUGAAGUUUUGCGUUUUGUAAUAAAUUCAACGAGUUAUUCUCUUUAAAUAUACCAAUGUAUUUCAACAAUUGUAUUAGUUUUAUAAUAAAGUAGAAGAAAAGAGGCUGAAGAAGCCGCAGCCAUGUCGCUGCCGCCGUAUCUCUUGGGGCCCAACCCCUGGGCCACCAUGAUGGCGCAGCAACAGUUGGCGGCGGCCCAGCAGGCGGCUAUGCAGGCACAUGCAGCCGCUUCUGCCGCGGCGCCUCCCAUCCCGCCAGUUCAGCCUCCCAAACCACAUCAUAUUUCAGAGGAGAAGAUCAAGGAUAAAGCUCAAAAAUGGCUUCAACUGCAGUCGAAGCGAUAUGCCGAAAAGCGAAAAUUCGGUUUUGUCGACGCUCAGAAGGAAGACAUGCCGCCCGAACAUAUCCGCAAAAUCAUCCGCGACCACGGCGAUAUGACCAGCCGCAAAUACCGACAUGACAAACGUGUAUACCUUGGAGCCUUAAAAUACAUGCCACAUGCUGUUAUGAAGCUUUUGGAAAACAUGCCUAUGCCUUGGGAGCAGAUUAGGGAUGUUAGAGUCCUGUACCAUAUAACUGGUGCUAUAACAUUUGUCAAUGAAAUCCCUUGGGUCAUCGAACCAGUAUACAUAGCUCAAUGGGGUACGAUGUGGAUUAUGAUGAGGAGGGAAAAACGUGACCGACGUCACUUCAAACGUAUGCGAUUUCCUCCAUUCGAUGAUGAGGAACCUCCACUGGACUAUGCUGAUAACAUCCUUGACGUUGAGCCUCUAGAACCUAUACAGAUUGAAUUGGAUCCCGAGGAAGAUGGGGCUGUUGCAUCAUGGUUCUAUGACCAUAAACCUCUGUUGGACACAAGACACGUAAAUGGAUCUACAUACAGAAAAUGGAACUUAUCGUUACCACAAAUGGCAACUUUAUAUAGACUUGCAAAUCAACUGCUUACUGAUCUGGUAGAUGAUAACUAUUUCUACUUGUUUGAUUCAAAGAGUUUUUUCACUGCCAAGGCUUUGAAUAUGGCUAUACCUGGUGGUCCAAAGUUUGAGCCACUUGUAAAGGAUAACUCAGCUGGUGAUGAAGAUUGGAAUGAGUUUAACGACAUCAAUAAGAUCAUUAUACGACAGCCUAUCAGGACGGAGUACCGAAUUGCUUUCCCAUACCUGUACAAUAACCUGCCGCAUUUUGUUCAAUUGUCCUGGUAUCACACCCCUAAUGUGGUGUACAUCAAAACUGAAGACCCCGAUUUACCAGCGUUCUACUUCGACCCUCUUAUAAAUCCAAUAUCCCAUAGACACACAGUGAAAUCUCUAGACCCAGUUCCAGAGGAGGAAGAUUUCCUACUUCCGGAAGAAGUGUCGCCUUUCCUGCAAGAGACUGCUUUGUACACGGACAAUACUGCCAAUGGUAUUGCACUGUUGUGGGCCCCGAGACCAUUUAACAUGAGAUCAGGUCGUACACGCCGUGCUAUCGAUGUUCCCUUAGUGAAGACGUGGUACAAAGAGCACUGCCCGCCCGGCCAGCCUGUUAAAGUUCGGGUAUCGUAUCAGAAACUGCUCAAAUAUUACGUCCUCAACGCACUGAAGCAUAGAGCACCGAAGCCGCAAAAGAAAAGGUACCUCUUCCGUUCUUUCAAAUCGACGAAGUUUUUCCAAACCACAACCCUCGAUUGGGUUGAAGCUGGUUUACAAGUGUGCAGGCAAGGAUAUAACAUGCUUAACCUGCUCAUUCAUAGAAAGAAUCUAAACUAUCUGCAUUUGGAUUAUAACUUCAACUUGAAACCAGUAAAGACCCUGACUACUAAGGAGAGAAAGAAGUCGCGGUUUGGUAAUGCAUUCCACUUGUGCCGUGAAAUUCUUCGGCUGACUAAACUUAUAGUUGACUCGCAUGUCCAGUACCGAUUGAACAACGUGGACUCCUUCCAAUUGGCUGAUGGUUUGCAGUACAUCUUCGCUCACGUAGGCCAGCUGACUGGAAUGUACCGUUAUAAGUACAAGCUCAUGCGACAGAUCCGAAUGUGCAAGGACUUGAAGCAUCUGAUUUAUUAUCGGUUUAAUACGGGACCUGUCUCUAAAGGCCCCGGUUGCGGUUUCUGGGCCCCAGGAUGGCGUGUGUGGCUUUUCUUUAUGCGCGGUAUCACACCCCUACUUGAGAGAUGGCUCGGAAACUUACUGUCCAGGCAGUUUGAGGGACGACAUUCCAAAGGUGUUGCUAAAACGGUAACCAAACAGCGCGUCGAAUCUCACUUCGACCUUGAGUUGCGAGCGUCCGUAAUGCACGACAUAGUCGAUAUGAUGCCGGAAGGUAUCAAGCAGAACAAAGCGAGAACCAUCCUGCAACAUCUGUCCGAAGCUUGGCGCUGCUGGAAAGCGAAUAUACCUUGGAAGGUACCAGGCUUACCCACACCGAUAGAGAAUAUGAUUCUCCGGUACGUGAAAAUGAAGGCGGACUGGUGGACUAACACUGCUCACUACAACAGAGAGAGAAUCCGCCGCGGCGCCACAGUCGAUAAGACCGUGUGCAAGAAGAAUCUGGGUCGAUUGACUAGGCUUUACUUAAAAGCGGAACAGGAAAGACAGCAUAACUAUCUUAAGGACGGUCCGUACAUCUCUCCCGAGGAAGCCGUGGCUAUCUACACAACAACCGUCCACUGGCUUGAAUCGCGUCGCUUCGCGCCCAUACCGUUCCCUCCACUCUCAUACAAGCACGACACUAAACUGCUCAUCCUGGCCUUGGAGCGAUUGAAGGAGGCCUAUAGUGUCAAGUCCAGGCUUAACCAGAGCCAGAGAGAAGAGUUGGGUCUCAUUGAACAGGCCUAUGACAAUCCUCACGAGGCCUUGUCGAGGAUUAAACGUCAUCUGCUGACCCAGAGAACUUUCCGAGAGGUAGGCAUAGAAUUCAUGGAUUUGUACUCCCAUCUGGUGCCGGUCUACGACGUUGAACCCUUGGAGAAAAUAACUGACGCUUACCUUGAUCAGUACUUGUGGUAUGAAGCGGAUAAACGGCGUUUACUUCCACCGUGGGUGAAGCCUGCAGAUACUGAGCCAUCUCCAUUGCUGGUGUACAAGUGGUGCCAGGGAAUCAACAACUUGCAAGAUGUAUGGGAGGUCGGUGAAGGCGAAUGCAACGUGCUCCUAGAGUCUCGCUUCGAGAAGUUGUACGAAAAGAUCGACUUGACGCUCCUCAAUCGACUUUUGCGUUUGAUCGUCGAUCACAAUAUCGCUGACUAUAUGACUGCGAAGAACAACGUCGUUAUCAAUUAUAAGGAUAUGAACCAUACGAACUCCUAUGGAAUAAUACGCGGUCUCCAGUUCGCGUCAUUCAUAGUUCAAUACUACGGCCUCGUUUUGGAUCUGUUGGUGUUGGGUCUACAAAGAGCGAGCGAGAUGGCAGGUCCACCACAGUUGCCAAACGAUUUCCUCUCGUAUCAAGACAGGGCGGCCGAAGGCGCUCACCCAAUACGACUUUACUGCAGAUAUGUGGACAGGAUACACAUUUUUUUCAGGUUUUCAGCAGAAGAAGCGAGAGAUCUUAUCCAGAGAUAUCUAACAGAACAUCCUGAUCCGAACAACGAGAAUAUAGUCGGCUAUAACAACAAGAAGUGUUGGCCGAGGGACGCUAGAAUGCGACUCAUGAAGCAUGAUGUCAAUUUAGGCCGUGCAGUUUUCUGGGAUAUCAAAAACCGACUGCCGCGCUCUGUAACCACAAUUCAGUGGGAGAACAGCUUUGUGUCAGUUUACUCCAAGGACAAUCCUAACCUUCUGUUCAACAUGGCGGGAUUCGAAUGCAGAAUAUUGCCUAAAUGCCGGAGUCAACACGAAGAGCUAUCCCACCGCGACGGUGUAUGGAAUCUUCAAAACGAAGUGACAAAAGAAAGAACUGCACAGUGCUAUCUAAGAGUCGACGAUGAAUCUCUAGCUAGGUUCCACAACAGAGUGCGACAGAUUCUGAUGGCAUCCGGUUCUACAACCUUCACUAAGAUUGUUAACAAGUGGAACACUGCCCUUAUUGGACUAAUGACAUACUUCCGUGAGGCUGUAGUCAAUACGCAGGAGUUAUUAGACCUGCUUGUGAAGUGCGAGAAUAAAAUCCAGACGCGUAUCAAGAUCGGUCUCAACUCAAAAAUGCCCUCGCGAUUCCCGCCCGUCGUGUUUUACACCCCGAAAGAGUUGGGCGGACUCGGCAUGCUGUCCAUGGGACAUGUUUUAAUUCCACAAUCCGAUCUACGCUGGUCAAAACAAACGGAUGUCGGCAUCACCCACUUCCGCUCGGGUAUGUCCCACGAUGAAGAUCAGCUGAUUCCCAACUUGUACCGCUACAUCCAACCGUGGGAAGCCGAAUUCGUGGACUCGCAAAGAGUGUGGGCGGAGUAUGCGCUCAAGAGACAAGAGGCCAAUGCUCAGAAUAGGCGCCUGACUCUAGAAGAUCUCGAAGAUUCUUGGGACAGGGGAAUACCGAGGAUUAACACGCUGUUCCAGAAAGAUAGGCAUACGCUCGCCUACGACAAGGGAUGGCGCAUACGUACAGAGUUCAAGCAAUACCAGGUAUUAAAGCAGAACCCCUUCUGGUGGACGCAUCAAAGACACGACGGCAAGCUAUGGAACUUGAAUAACUACCGCACAGACAUGAUUCAGGCGCUCGGCGGCGUAGAGGGAAUCCUAGAACACACGCUGUUCAAGGGAACCUACUUCCCCACCUGGGAGGGGCUCUUCUGGGAAAAGGCGUCCGGUUUCGAAGAAUCGAUGAAAUACAAAAAACUUACAAACGCGCAACGAUCUGGUCUUAACCAGAUUCCCAACCGUCGGUUCACGCUCUGGUGGUCACCGACCAUCAACCGUGCCAACGUCUACGUGGGCUUCCAGGUACAAUUGGACUUGACUGGUAUAUUCAUGCACGGCAAAAUACCUACGCUCAAGAUCUCGCUCAUCCAGAUCUUCAGGGCUCACUUGUGGCAGAAGGUCCACGAGUCCAUUGUUAUGGACUUGUGUCAGGUAUUCGAUCAAGAACUCGACGCCCUUGAAAUCGAGACCGUCCAAAAGGAAACCAUUCAUCCACGUAAAUCUUACAAAAUGAACUCCUCCUGUGCCGACAUACUUCUGUUCUCCGCAUAUAAAUGGAACGUGUCCCGACCAUCCUUACUGGCUGAUACGAAGGAUACAAUGGACAACACAACAACGCAGAAGUACUGGCUCGACAUCCAACUCCGAUGGGGCGACUACGAUUCCCACGAUGUAGAGAGAUACGCGCGAGCGAAGUUCCUGGAUUACACCACGGAUAACAUGUCCAUAUAUCCGUCGCCAACCGGCCUGCUUAUUGCUAUCGAUCUGGCCUAUAACUUGCACAGUGCAUAUGGCAACUGGUUCCCCGGAUGCAAGCCACUCAUACAGCAAGCGAUGGCGAAGAUAAUGAAGGCCAACCCGGCUUUGUACGUGUUGCGUGAGCGCAUACGCAAAGCCCUGCAACUGUACUCUUCGGAGCCGACUGAACCGUAUCUGUCCAGUCAGAACUACGGUGAACUGUUCUCCAACCAGAUCAUUUGGUUCGUUGACGAUACAAACGUAUAUCGUGUGACAAUCCACAAAACGUUUGAAGGCAACUUGACGACGAAGCCCAUAAACGGCGCCAUCUUCAUCUUCAACCCGCGCACUGGACAACUCUUCCUCAAGAUCAUCCACACCAGUGUAUGGGCAGGUCAAAAGCGUCUCGGACAGCUCGCUAAGUGGAAGACUGCUGAAGAAGUAGCUGCUCUUAUUCGUUCUCUGCCAGUUGAAGAACAGCCCAAACAAAUUAUCGUCACGAGAAAAGGAAUGUUGGAUCCUCUUGAGGUCCACUUGCUAGACUUCCCGAAUAUUGUGAUCAAAGGAUCGGAGUUGCAGCUGCCAUUCCAAGCGUGUCUCAAAGUGGAGAAAUUCGGUGAUCUCAUCCUGAAGGCAACUGAACCGCAGAUGGUGUUGUUCAACUUGUAUGACGACUGGCUGAAGACCAUCUCUUCUUAUACCGCAUUCAGCAGACUUAUCCUGAUUCUCCGAGCGCUUCACGUGAACACAGAAAGGACCAAAGUCCUUCUGAAACCCGACAAGACGACACUGACUGAACCUCAUCACAUCUGGCCUACGCUGACGGACGAUGAUUGGAUCAAGGUUGAAGUGCAGCUUAAGGAUCUCAUUCUUGCUGAUUAUGGAAAGAAAAACAACGUUAAUGUGGCAUCUCUAACGCAAUCCGAGAUCCGUGACAUUAUCCUCGGAAUGGAGAUAUCAGCACCAUCCGCCCAGCGGCAGCAGAUAGCGGAAAUUGAAAAGCAGAGCAAGGAGCAGAGUCAACUCACAGCGACCACUACUCGCACGGUUAACAAGCACGGUGACGAGAUCAUCACAUCCACCACCAGCAACUACGAGUCGCAGACCUUCAGCUCUAAAACAGAAUGGCGCGUCCGUGCAAUAUCAGCGACAAACCUGCAUUUGCGGACCAACCACAUUUACGUCAGUUCCGAUGACAUCAAGGAGAGUGGCUACACGUACAUUCUACCAAAGAACUUGCUCAAGAAGUUUGUCACUAUAUCUGAUUUGAGGGCACAGAUCGCAUGCUACUUAUACGGCACGUCACCGCCGGAUAACCCGCAAGUGCGCGAAGUCCAUUGCGCAGUGCUGCCACCUCAGUGGGGCACGCAUCAAACAGUGCAUUUACCGCGUCAGUUGCCAAAGCACCCCGCGCUGGCUCACCUGCAACCCCUGGGCUGGAUGCACACACAACCCAAUGAGUUGCCUCAGCUCUCGCCUCAGGACAUAACAACACACGCCAAGGUUAUGGCGGAAAAUCCAACAUGGGAUGGCGAGAAGACAAUCAUCAUAACGUGUUCAUUCACCCCCGGCUCUUGUUCACUGACGGCGUACAAACUCACGCCCAGCGGUUACGAAUGGGGUGCAAAGAAUACAGAUAGAGGCAACAAUCCUAAAGGCUACCUCCCCAGCCACUAUGAGAGGGUGCAGAUGUUGCUGUCUGACCGUUUCUUGGGUUACUUCAUGGUGCCUUCGCAGGGCAGUUGGAAUUAUAACUUUAUGGGUGUCCGCCACGAUCCAAACAUGAAGUAUGGUGUGCAGCUUGGUAACCCGCGCGAAUUCUAUCACGAAGUGCAUCGACCAGCCCACUUCAUGAACUUCGCAGCGAUGGAAGAUGCCACGGCUCCCAUUCUGGCGGCUGACAGAGAGGACCACUUCGCUUAGAAUUAAUAAACCUUAUUUUUAAUAUGUGUUAAGUGAAGCUAAUUCUACCAGUUUUUGUAUUUUUUGAGUAAGGGAAAAUCAUUUUGUUUUAGCAAUUGAAUUCUAUGUAUGAAACAAGUAUGAAAACUGUAAAUAAAUAAGAAUACAAUUUAUAA